AUGUCCAGGUCUCCUUCGCCCUUUGACUUUUCGACGUCGCCUAUACCAUCUCGCGUGUCCUCUCCUGCUCCGAGUCCGAGUCCUUCUCUACGUUCUCCUUCGCUGCCUCCUUUGCCUCCGCUCCCGCCGACUUCAUCAGCCAAGCGGCACCCAGAGUAUUAUCUCGAUGAUGAAUUGGUAAUCUUUCGGGUCGAAGACAAGCUGUUCAGGGUCAAUCGUUAUUUCCUCAUCCGCGAGUCGGAAUUUUUCCGCACCAUGUUUGAGCUUCCCCCAGGUGCAGCAGAUGUGGAGGGUACCCACGACGCCGCUGCAAUUCCACUACUCCAAGUGACUUGUUCCGAAUUCGAGGCAUUAUUGCAUUUUGUGUAUAAAGGGAUGCAUGACGACAACCAACUCAAUCUGCCUCAAUGGAUAGACCUCCUCUCAUUCUCAACCCGCUUCAUCUGUGACAGAAUACGCGAGCGUGCCAUUCGUGAGAUCGACGGGCAUUAUCCUCGAGUUGAUCCUGUGGUAAAGAUCGUGCUCGCGACGAUGUAUAGUAUUCCCCAGUGGCUGGCACCAUCGUACGAGGCGAUCUGCCAACGGGCGAACCCACUUGAAGUGGAUGAAGCAAUCAAGUUGGGAACAGAAACUACUACUUUGCUCGCGAGGGCGCGCGAGGCCGUUCGUCAAGAGCCAAUCGAGUCGCGUCCUGCUUUGACCCCCCCUCCACCGGAGAGUGGAGGGGUUGCUUGGCCGGGACUCACUACGACGGAUAGCUAUGAGCCAUAUCGCUCACCUCGCGUAGCGGAAAUUGUCAGAGAAGUCUUCUGGCCUCCCUCACCUGAAGCACCUCUCGGUGCAUAG
Messenger RNA from Fibroporia radiculosa, 846 nucleotides. RefSeq lists its product as uncharacterized. NCBI's taxonomy places the organism in Eukaryota, Fungi, Basidiomycota, Agaricomycetes, Polyporales, Fibroporiaceae. The transcript is spliced from 3 exons. Gene Ontology annotation, molecular function: protein binding. The coding region runs from base 1 to 846 and encodes 281 amino acids. The record is from RefSeq and is a predicted model, not a curated record.